This is a messenger RNA of Penicillium chermesinum, 999 nucleotides long. Its product is annotated as RNA-binding ATPase activator ESF2. NCBI's taxonomy places the organism in Eukaryota, Fungi, Ascomycota, Eurotiomycetes, Eurotiales, Aspergillaceae. Gene Ontology annotation, cellular component: nucleolus. The transcript is spliced from 2 exons. Gene Ontology annotation, molecular function: RNA binding. The record is from RefSeq and is a predicted model, not a curated record. Gene Ontology annotation, biological process: small-subunit processome assembly; endonucleolytic cleavage in ITS1 to separate SSU-rRNA from 5.8S rRNA and LSU-rRNA from tricistronic rRNA transcript (SSU-rRNA, 5.8S rRNA, LSU-rRNA); endonucleolytic cleavage in 5'-ETS of tricistronic rRNA transcript (SSU-rRNA, 5.8S rRNA, LSU-rRNA). Bases 1 to 999 code for a protein of 332 amino acids.
AUGGCACCAAAGAACGAAUUUCUUGACAUCGAAACCAGCGACGAUGAAGCCAGCGCUCGCGGCUACGACUCAGAAGAGAAAGCAGCGGAAAGCAAAGGCCGCAAGGUGAAGCGACGGCGCACCCAGGCGCAAGAUUUCUUCGACCUGCAGUCCGAUGACGAAGAGCAAGGAUCCGGAUCCGACAGCGAAGCCGAGACCAAGGGCUCAAAACCCACCAAAGGAAAAAGCAGCAAAGAAUCAAAGAGCAAAUCCGCGAGCGGAUCCGCAGACGCAGCCGCAGACGACAGCGCCGACCCCGACGAACCCUCGCCAGCUGAAAAGAUAACCAAGCUUACAAAGCUCCCAGGCAAGCUGGGCAAGCUGGGCAAGCCGAGCAAGAAAGAGAAACGGGGCGUCGUGUACCUCAGCACUUUGCCGCCGUACAUGAAGCCAUUUGCGCUGAAGAACAUCCUUGAACAGCGCGGCUUUGGGCCCAUUACGAAGACAUUUUUUACGCCGAAAGUCGAGCCUUCAGGGGCCCGGAAGCGCAGCAAUAAGAGGCAGAUGUACACCGACGGCUGGAUCGAGUUCCAGAGUAAGCGGACGGCGAAGCUUGCUGCUGAGACUAUGAACGCGCAGACUAUUGGUGGUCAUGGGUAUUACGCGGAUGAUCUGUUGAACAUGAAGUACCUCCGGGGCUUCAAGUGGGAUAAUCUGAUGGAGCAGCAACAGCGCGAGCGGGCUGAGAGAGAGGCGAGACAGAGAAUAGAGGAUUCUCGCGCGAAGAAGGAGGAGAAGAUGUUCCUUGCCGGUGUCGAGGCUGGACGGGUUGCUGAUGGGAUGGCGAAGAAGAAUGCUGAGAAGAGGAAGAGGAAGGCUGAGGCCGGAGAAGAUGUGGGUGAGGAACCUAAGCUUGCUGUGCGCAGACGGUUUGCACAGAACGAGGUUGUUAAGGCGAAGAAGCCGGAUCAGGGUGUUGUGGAUAAUGAAGCGAAACGGGUUCUGGGGAAGAUUUUCUGA